UUGCUGACUCAGCCUAGUCCAGUGUGCAGGCAGUGAUCAGUAGAUGUGAUUGGCAGAUGAAGAAUUUGGGCUAAGUCAGGAGUGUCCCACAUUCACUGGUCUAAAAUCAAUCUGAAUUCAGCACAGACUUUUUUCAUUAGUGGCCUAUAUUGCCUCACAGGCCUGAGCUGCUACAGCAGAGGAAGCUUCUACAUGUUCCUGAAACAGAUGUUCCUCAAUUUUGGAUUCCCUGACCUGAAAGAUUUCCUGUCUCUGAUCCCAGCUGACCGACAGCCAGAGCUUUUGGGCUCCAUCUCUCCGGAAGAACUCGGAGAGUUUCUGAACAGGCCAAACACAGUGAUUGAUGGUUCUGAGCUCUGCACACUCCUCAACAACUACAAUAGAACCAAUCAAUACCUGGAGAUGGAGUCUGUUUUAUCCUCAGCUUUGGCCAGCCACACGUUGGAGUGUGUGUGGCCUCGUGCUCUCAAUGCCUCAUCUCAGGCUGAUGUAGAACAGUGGUUUAAGGUCACACUGGUUCACUACCUGCCCUACCUCAGUUCUCAGCUCAUCAGCUCUGCCCAGCUCAGUGGAGCCUCCUGUCUGUCAUACAGGAAACUGGUGUCUAUCCUGGGGGACAACUACAAUUUUUACACAACUGAUUUCACCCCAGCUGAUGUGUAUAGCUCCAUAAAAGUGUAUCUGAACAGCAGCGAUGGCAGCCCCCGCUGCUAUAACUCCUCAGAUCCUCUUCUGAACUCCACUGCCUGGUUUGCUGACAACAUCGGAUUCUUCAUCACUUUCAUUAACCUCGCUGACCUGCAGUCAUUCCUACCAGGAAACAUGACGAGUGUGUUCCUGCAGAACGCAGAAAAUCUUCAGCUGUUCAACAACCCAGGAAUUUCAGCCAGUGUCCUGGAGUACUACACAACAGAGUUAUACAUCCAGAAUCCUGACUUCAGCCCACUCGGAUUGCCAGCUGAGCUGCUGUGUCGAACUCCUUCCUCCACGUUUGUUCAUCUUGGAGAUGCAGACAUCAAGACCAUCCUGACGAGCAUCAACAACUUCUGCACAGAAAUGAAUCCAGAGGUGAUCAAUCAAUGAGACCCUGUCAGUCAGUUAUUCUGUCAAAGUGCAAGCUAACUAUAAUCCUCUUCUCCUCUCAGGUCACAGCGGUGCUGGUAGCAAAGUUCCCCAGUGUAUCUGCAUCCACCAUCCAAUCUUUGGGCAGCCAGUG
This is a messenger RNA of Pangasianodon hypophthalmus (striped catfish), 1216 nucleotides long. RefSeq lists its product as uncharacterized. The coding region runs from base 193 to 1083 and encodes 296 amino acids. The record is from RefSeq and is a predicted model, not a curated record. The transcript has 7 exons. NCBI's taxonomy places the organism in Eukaryota, Metazoa, Chordata, Actinopteri, Siluriformes, Pangasiidae.